Messenger RNA from Cetraspora pellucida, 1023 nucleotides. The record is from the annotation of a GenBank genome assembly. Lineage: Eukaryota; Fungi; Glomeromycota; Glomeromycetes; Diversisporales; Gigasporaceae.
AUGGACUUAAUAGCAGAACUGGAUGCGAAUCAACGUUUAUUUGAAAAUGGUAAAAUUAAUGAGGAUGAAUAUAAUAAACGUCGAAAGUCAAUAUUUGAUAGGUCUGUUGGGUCAACUGAAUCUAAUAAUUCUGACUCCAAUGUAUUUAGUAAACCAAAGAAUACGAAUUUAUAUGAAACACUUCAAUUAAAUCACAAUGCAACAGAAGCAGAAAUUAGAUCAAAUUAUAGAAGGCUUGCUUCUAAAUAUCAUCCAGAUAAGAAUGGCGGCAUCGAAUUAGAAGAGUGGAACAAGCUUUCAAAUGCAUACCAAAUCCUCUCGGAUACAAACAGUCGUUAUCUUUACGAUAAUUUUGGAACAGUAAGCAAUUCCUUAGAAAAUAAAACAUCACUCAAUCACUAUGUUGGAGGUGAUGCAUGGCAACCUUAUAUUGGUAACUUGGAAAUUGGUCUUUGGAUGUUUUCAAUUAUGGACCAUGAAAAUUCUCCAGAAAUGAAACAUAUGAAUACGCCUGAACAAAAAGAAUAUCGUCACAUAGUUCGUGUAUCUAACAUCGCCCAUUACCUACAAGACAAACUUACUCAAUUUCCAAAGCAAGCUAAUUCUUCAGAAUUUGAAUCAUAUGUAGAAAGUCUUCGUAAAGAAGCUCUAAAACUUUCUGUAGAACCUAAUGGCAAAUUGUUACUAUCUUUUUUGGGUGACAUUUACGUAACCAAAGCUCAAACAUACUUAAAUAAGUUUUCUGUGUCAAGCAUUAAGUAUUCUAGCCUUUUUAACAAUCUUAGAUUUAUGACGGGUAUGGUCUCUGGAUUUUUUGCUGCUAAAAGUAAAGAUAAGAUGAAUCAGGAUGAGAUUAACAAAGUAAUUUGGCAACUCUCUCAGUCGGAAAUUUCUUCUAUAGCUUGUGAAUCCUGUGACAAAAUUCUAUAUGAUAAAAUCCAUAAUGAUUUAGAUAUAAAAUCUAACUUUGCUAAGUCUUUACUUUUUUUGGGAAAUGUGUGGUUGGAAGUAAGCAAACAAUAA